GGCAUUGCCCAGGCAAGGCGGAGCCUGGAGUGCCCGUCGGUCCGAGUGCCGUCCCGGUAACCCCAGCCGCCGCCGCCUCCUGCCCGCGCCAUGACCCAGCCCGUACCCCGGCUCUCUGUGCCCGCCGCGCUGGCCCUGGGCUCGGCCGCUCUGGGCGCCGCCUUCGCCGCCGGCCUCUUCCUGGGGAGACGGUGCCCUCCAUGGCGAUCCCGGCGAGAGAAGCGCCUGCUGCCCCCUGAGGACAGCCCCCUGUGGCAGUAUCUGCUGAGCCGCUCCAUGCGGGAGCACCCGGCGCUGCGGAGCCUGCGGCUGCUGACUCUGGAGCAACAGCAGGGGGACUCCAUGAUGACCUGUGAGCAGGCCCAGCUUCUGGCCAACCUGGCGCGGCUCAUCAAGGCCAAGAAGGCGCUGGACCUCGGCACUUUCACAGGCUACUCAGCCCUCGCGUUGGCCCUGGCGCUGCCCCCGGCCGGGCGCGUGGUGACCUGCGAGGUGAACGCGGGGCCCCCGGAGCUGGGGCGGCCCCUGUGGAGGCAGGCUGAGGAGGAGCACAAGAUCGACCUUCGGUUGAAGCCCGCCCUGGAGACUCUGGAUGAGCUCCUGGCCGCGGGCGAGGCCGGCACCUUCGACGUGGCCGUGGUGGACGCGGACAAGGAGAACUGCGCCGCCUACUACGAGCGGUGCCUGCAGCUGCUGCGCCCUGGAGGUGUCCUCGCCGUUCUCAAUGUCCUGUGCCGCGGAGAGGUGUUGCAGCCUCAACCACGGGACACUGCGGCUGAGUGCGUGCGAAACCUGAAUGAGCGCAUCCUGCGGGACGCCAGGGUCCACAUCAGCCUCCUGCCCCUGGGCGACGGCCUCACAUUAGCCUUCAAGAUCUAGAGCUGGACCCUAGGCGAGUGGCCUCGAAGGAUGGGACUUGGGAACCCCAGCCACGGACCCUCAGUUUUAACCUAUCAAUAAAGUGGGGCCUGGGGCAUGAGCAUCUGAUUCUCGUACUUCUGAGCCUUCCUACGUGGCACUCAAGUAGCGUAGGCCCAGCAUGGGCAGACUUCUGCAGCAAAAGGGAGCCGUGAGGUCACAGACGUACAUUCUGUCCCUGGCACAGUCCUGAGGGCUGCCCAGCACCAGGGUGCCUGAUGACCGCAGUCUCCAGCUGACUGGAGGCAGUAUAUACCAAGUUUUAAUUGACCUGGCCACAUGCAAUUGGUCAGAGACCUCAGCUCCUCAGGUUUGCCUCCACUCCACAGGAUCUGAGGGCUGGAUGCUGGGUAGAGGACCCCUUGGUCUCCCUACUACCUAUCUUCCUAUGAGGGGCAAGUGAAUGAAGUUCCUGUUCAGUGUAACUGGGACCAGUGGGGAGACGAUAUGUGGAAUCCGACAAGAGGCCUAGCAGGGGCCAGGGUUGUCACUGAGUACUUUUACAGGUUAUGCCAGUUCUGCUGGCCAUUUGCCUAUGUUUUCACAGAAGUGUAGGCUAGGCCUCACCUCUGAGAUGGAGGCCCUGGUCAGUGGACAUCACUCCUGAGAACCAGACCACUUGACUUAGACCUGAGGACCUCAAAGUUGACUGGAGUAUAUAUAUAUAUCCUGCCCUCCCCCUUAAGUUCUGGAGGAAGGUGAGGGACUGGGUGGGAUCACUGGCCAGAGAGGUGUGAAACAGACAGGCCUACAGGUAGGGGACCAUCAAUAUGGCAAUUUUAACAAGUUCCCCAGAGGAAGAUCAAGUUAGGCUUUCCAGCACCAACAUCUAUGAGUGGAGGUGGAGAGGGAGCCAGAUGCUUCACUUCUCUCAUUUAAACCUCCCCAAUCCUGUAGGAAGAUCUUAUCUCCACACGACGAUGAAGAUCAGGCUCAGAUAUUACGUGUUCUUUCCACUAACACUGCCUCAGGCGUCAGCAGAAAUGGUAUCAGCCUAGAAUACAACUAGGUCUUGCCACCGCCUGGUUGGGCCUGGGUGGUGGAAGUGCACCAGGAGACUGCUAGAAGCAAGGGCGCAGGAGCCAUAGGAGCCCACAGCUGGUGACUUGCAUAAUCCUACAGCUCCUGGGAUAUACCUUACAAUUCUCAGGACCAUGGCUGUAAACCUACCCUUUUCUCCCCCAUUCAUAAAAGCAUUUUAGGAUGCACAUGGGUCAACUGGUCCAAUUUACUAAGCAGAUCCUUGACAAACUGGUAACUCAUUUGUGCCACACCUCACAACAUAAGGCCACACCCCAGUCCAGAGUAUUGGACCAAGUGAACUCCAGCCACAGCAUGAGGGAGGGCCACCAGUUAGCUAAGGGGCGGCUGGCCAUCCAGGGGGCUUCAAGUGUCGCCAGGGCCUGUGACCAGGUUUCUUCCCUGCUGAGCACCACCAGCAGUUUGAGAGAGUGUCUGCUGGUCUACUUCACACUUCUCUUCCGUAUGCCAAGUACAAGAGGUGCUCUCACACCUACCUUGCAUAGACAUCUUUUCCUGUUUUUCUUACAUAGCAACAGGUCCUGCCUUAAACAAAUUGGUUCAAAAUUCCAACUUUCUGCCAUUAAGUCAUGUGUGUCUGAUGUACAUGGGCCUUUCCGGCCAGUCCCUUAGGACAAACAUCGUGAGACCAGAAGGGGCCUAUGU
Messenger RNA from Diceros bicornis minor, 2604 nucleotides. RefSeq names its product catechol-O-methyltransferase domain containing 1 (gene COMTD1). Gene Ontology annotation, molecular function: O-methyltransferase activity; S-adenosylmethionine-dependent methyltransferase activity. The record is from RefSeq and is a predicted model, not a curated record. The transcript has 7 exons. Bases 91 to 879 code for a protein of 262 amino acids. NCBI's taxonomy places the organism in Eukaryota, Metazoa, Chordata, Mammalia, Perissodactyla, Rhinocerotidae.